AUGUCGACACUUGAGUUCGGCAUCGGGCCGGCCUCGGACCGCGAACCGCGACGUGAACGUGAACAACGCGAUCACGCUGACACGAGGAAACAAUUCCCUCAGCCAGAAAGCCGUCCAUCUCGCUCACUUCGUCUUGAGCCUGAAACUCUACAAUGCUAUUCGUUCGAUGGACAGCCAGGAGCUUGUUCGGCCGACCCGGACCUCGAAGAACGAACGCUCUGCCCAACGUCCACAUAUCACGAACAUGACAGUCGCGCAGGUGCCGCCGACGCUCGUAAUGGACAUUCUCCACAGCCGAGCUUGUUUGCAAAAACACCCGUAAAGAGAUGCUAUCACGCAGAUGAAGGCUACAGGAAGGCCGCCGAGCUCAUUGCACUGUACAAGCCAAAUGACAGGCCGUUCACGGAGCUGGUCUUGGUGCACAAUGCCGUCAAGCCCAGAGAGAGAACACGAUCUCUCUCCCAUGAAGGCCUUGUCAGUCAGGCUGAAGACGUUGAAAGACUUUUUCACGGAUACGAUGCACCUCAAGACACAUUAUUGGAACUUUCUGUUGAGCGGACUGUAGGAUCAUGUCAAUGGGUUCUCGAUCAGGCGAACAUGAAAUGUUUCCUCAACGACACUGCCUCUCAGCCCCAGCUCUUGUGGUGUUUUGCCGGCCCUGGCAGCGGCAAGUCUUUCACCGUAACGUACAUAAUUGAGAGCCUCUUGGAAAAUUCGAAAAGUUGCGCCUAUUACUACUUCCGAUCCAAUCAUCAAGAGAAGAACAAUUUGAGCCAUUUCUUGGCUUCUAUUGCAUGGCAGCUAUCUCGCUUUAUACCAGAGUAUCAAGCUGAACUUGCUUCGCUUGCUCGAGAAUCAUUCGAGGUCAGCAAAGCUGGGUACAAGUUGUUAUGGAAGAAGCUCUUUAUGUCUUCAUUGCUGCGAUGCAAUAUAAUGGAGCCAUUCUACGUUGUAGUCGACGGUCUAGAUGAGUUCCGACAAACUGAGGAGCUUCUACAGCGACUACUGGUAGAACUUGCGAACGCCAACAUCCCUGUACGCCUGCUCAUGAUCAGCCGCCGCACGCUCGAGAUUGAGACCUCGAUCGAGCGAUUGAAAGCAUACAUGGACGUGCUGUCACUUUCCCUUGAGAAUAACACUGAGGAUAUAGAGAUGUAUGUUCGAGAUCAGCUGGAGUUCAUGCCGGGUGACAGUGGCUUCAAAGAACGGAUAGUGAACGAAGUCUUAGAAAAAGCCGACGGGACCUUUUUAUGGGCACACCUUGUUGUUCAAGAGCUUGUUGAGUGUCGCACCGACUUUGAAGCGGAAGAGGUAUUGCAGCGGGUACCUGAAGGUCUUGCGCCACUAUAUGAACGUAUGGACGAACACCUGGCAGAAACAUUUCGUUACCGCCCCGAGACACGGGAGCUGGGUCGUAUCAUAAUCAUUUGGGCAUCAUGCGCCCGCCGGCCACUACAUCUCGAUGAACUCAGGACUGCACUUGACGACAAUUAUCCUGAGAUCACGGACAUUGGCCGAACCAUACGGGAGUGUUGCGGCGACUUCGUGAACAUCGACAAGAAUGGGUGUGUGACGAUGGCGCAUGCCUCGGUCAGGGAAGUCCUGAUGUCAAACUCAGCUCUUAAUUUUCAUGUCGAUGUACACAAAUCUCAUCACACCCUGUUCACUAGGUGCAUAAGACGGCUGACUCCUGGCCGGAAGGAUGAUAGUGCACGGGGAAACCGCGCCCUAGCAUUCGAUGCAUAUGCUGCAUCCUCCUGGCCGUUCCAUCUUAAGCUGAGCUUAGGAUUCGAUGACUACAGCUCGCUCGAUUCUGUGAUGGCACUGUUACGUAGUCGGGCAGCUUUGGACUGGAUAAAAUUACUAGCAGAGGCUGGACAAUUGCGUGCAAUUAUCCAAGCAAGCAAAGCGCUGGAAGAGUUUCUGGUGGCUCUAAAUGAAGCGUCUCCAGAAGUUGACUCGUCGUGGCUCAUUCGACACGAUCAAAACUUCCUGCUGCAAUGGACCCAAGACCUGGUUCAUGUUGUAGGCACAUUCGGGUCGCAGAUCAUCCGGUCACCGAUGUCUGUGUAUAAUCUGAUGCCUGCCUUCUGUCCGAAGGAGUCUAUACUCUAUCAACAGUUCGGCACAGCUUGCCAGAAUUCGUUGCCGGUAGAGCAGCCGCGACUCAAGAUUCGUGGUGACCUCAACCCAUUAUGGGAUGAUUGCUUUGCCAAUUUCGCGGUCGCAAGCGACUCUACACCAACUUCAAUCCUCAGUCUCGGUCAUUACUUUGCGAUCUUGACGAAAGGAGAUGGCACAGUGCAUAUCUACAAUGCAAAUACUUGCGAGCUUACUCAGCGACUCUCGCAUGGGGACAGAGUUUUGACAUUUUCUGCUGAUAGCUCUAGCUCAAGAAUUGCAACCUACGGACUCAGAAAGACCACGAUCUGGAACAUUGAGAGUGGAGAACUCAUCUGUAGCAUGGAGAAUCCAAAAUACGCGAGAGCUUUGACGAUCUGCUUCCAACAGAGCAAGCAGCUGGGAGAGACGCUCCUGACAUUCUCCGACGAUCGCGUUUUACGCAUAUGCUCUCUGUCAGCUAUGCGCUUUCAGUGGAGAUGUUUCGGGGGAAGUCUAGACUCGGAUUCGACGCAGCCGUACCAAGUAAAUGCACCUCACAACGCUCAGUUCAGUCCAGAUGGGCUGUACAUUGCGAUUUCGUACCGCGGCGCGAAUCCAGCUGUAUGGUUUCUUGGAGGGAUUGAGCCGUGCUUCGUGGCGUACCUGGAUCGGCACGGGAGUAGCAGUCCCAGAACUGCUAUUUCUCGACAUCAGCAUACUAGAGCUUCGCAUGCUGGUGCGUUUGCUUGGAAUCCUCUGACGGGUCACCUUCUUGGCACGUACUUUGAUGGCGGAGUCUUCAGAUGGCAUCCACAGCACCGUGACCUCGAUGUCCACAAGUUUCGAGGCAACGCGAUAAAGUGCUCAGCUGAUGGCAGAAUCUUCGUCACUGGAGGAAAGAAUGGCACCAUACGAAUCUGGAAUUUUGAGCAUUUCAUACCGAUUGCGCAGAUACAGUAUCCGUCUUUAAUUCGAGAUCUCGACAUAAAUGAAGCUAGAGUGUACGAUCUUCGGGAGCAAUUUUGCAACAUCUGGGAGCCGAGCGGUCUUCUUCGCGCAUUGGAGGAGGGCGAUGAAACAGCAAGUGAUAACUACUUUGGCUGUGAAAAAGACGACCAAUCCGUGGUCGCAGAAUCGCGUCGCGAGCAAGAGGAAUUUGAGUCAAUAACAGCUUUGUUGACAUUUAGAGGCGAGAGUUUAUAUGCCUUUGGAGACGAGGGUGGUAAAAUCACAAUUGCGAACUUCGACGGAAAAGUCGUAGCGGAAGUACCAGGCGGCUUCAUGAGCAUUGAGCACCUAUCAUGGUGCAAGCGGGCUUGCUUGCUGGCAAGUGUCGACCUGGGACACGACAUCACAAUCAGGAAGAUCGACAACCUGCACGACGGAUUAUACCAGACGAAAAACAUCGAAACAGUCAGGACUUUUUCAGAGUCGGAAGAGGUUCUACAGAUCCUGCUGGAUACCGAUGGCGAUACAUUAUUGGUGGUGACGCCUUCUGCCACGAAACUUCACCUCGUCUUUGAAGACCUUGCACCAAUUAUUGUGCCUGCUGCACGGCCGAGCAAGUGGAUCAUUCACCCAAGAGACAAAUCCCUUGCUUUAGGAUUCAGCGCUGAUCACGUCACCGUAAUGUCUCUGGAGAGCCCCUUGGAGUCGACUUGCUUGCCAUAUAAGGCAUUCCGCGCCGAUGGAGAUCAAUUCAGUAUAGCGCAGCUGUUUAGUGCAGACCGGCCUUCUCAAGCAUAUCCCUUCAGUCCAAGCGACAUCAAUCACACGGUCCACAAGGUGUAUAUCUCGCCUGACAACACUUUGGCCAUAAUCGAUAUCUAUAAUGCGAUGAUACACUCAAAUCGUCGCACGGCGUGCUUGCUGCUAGAGAUGAAGCACUUCGAAAUCGAAGCACUCCCACAAUCAAUACCUGUCCGAUUGGUCCCAUCCAGACUCAUUGAAGUGCUCUACAUGCCGUUGGGCUUCGUCGAUGCGGAAUUGAUCAAUUCCUCACCCCGCCGGGACUCCUUCACAGAGCAGCUCAUAUACAGCACGUUCAUCUUCGUAGAUAGGGACUUCUGGGUCUGCUCUGUCAACCUCACCUUCGCGGAAACGCAAGGACCCGACGCGGUAAUCCGCAAGCACUUUUUUCUCCCGAGGGAUUGGCAGAAUGCAGAAUUGCUAGAAAUGGCCUCUAUCACGCCUGCCGGUGAUGUGCUGUUCCCUCGACAUGGAAAAGUCGCAGUUGUCUCCAAUGGACUUUUCGAAGAAUUUACUGUGUAG
Messenger RNA from Cercospora beticola, 4374 nucleotides. Its product is annotated as WD40 repeat domain-containing protein. Lineage: Eukaryota; Fungi; Ascomycota; Dothideomycetes; Mycosphaerellales; Mycosphaerellaceae. The record is from RefSeq and is a predicted model, not a curated record. Gene Ontology annotation, molecular function: protein binding.